Panicum hallii is the source of this 1902-nucleotide messenger RNA. Its product is annotated as AAA-ATPase At3g28510-like. The transcript has a single exon. NCBI's taxonomy places the organism in Eukaryota, Viridiplantae, Streptophyta, Magnoliopsida, Poales, Poaceae. Gene Ontology annotation, molecular function: ATP hydrolysis activity; ATP binding. The record is from RefSeq and is a predicted model, not a curated record. The coding region runs from base 94 to 1533 and encodes 479 amino acids.
CCCGACACCUCAGAGCAUGCUCUGCCCGUGUACAAUUCAAUUCCAAACGAGACGAUCUAGCCUGAUCAUCCCGACAUCCCGACGGGCGGCGCAAUGGCCGGCAAGGCUGACCCGGUGCCCACGCCAGCGUGGUGGAGCUGGUUCAACUCCGUCCUGGUGCUCAGCCUGAUCCCGUGGCUGUCCGCGGUGGCGUGGCGGAACCUGCAGCGCCUCCAGCUGCACCACCUGGUCGGGCGCCGGGCGAGCCGGCGCGUGCGGUGGCUCGCGGCGUUCAUCGACCCGUACCUGACUGUCAACAUCGACGAGCAUGAGAGCACCGGCCGCAUGAUGAGGCGCGGCGACGCCUACUACGAGGAGGUCAAGGCCUACCUCGGCGCCUCGUGCUCACGCACCGCGCGCCACCUCAGGGCCGAGGGCGCCAGGGACGCCGCCGCCGACAGGCUCGUGCUCAGCAUGAUCGACGGCGAGGAGGUAGCCGACCACUUCGGCGGCGCCACGGUCUGGUGGUCGGCGCACUCCAACAGGACGGCGGUGCGCAACGGCGGCGCGGGGCCGGAGGAGCGCUCCUUCAAGCUCCACUACCACGAGCGCCACCGCGAACUCGUGCUCGACAGCUACCUCGCCUUCGUCCAGCAGCGGGGCCGCGACAUCAUGGUCAAUAGCCGCCAGCGGAAGCUGUACACCAGCGUCUCCGACCACCGUGCUGGAUGGAGCCAGAUGACGUUCAAGCACCCUAUGAAGUUCGACAAGCUCGCCAUGGACCCAGCGACGAAGAAGGAGAUCAUGGACGACCUCGACACGUUCAAGAACGGCAAAGAACACUACGAGCGCGUCGGAAAGGCGUGGAAGCGCGGGUACCUCCUGCACGGCCCGCCGGGAACGGGCAAGUCGAGCAUGAUCGCCGCCAUGGCCAACCACCUCGAAUACGACGUCUACAUCAUCGAGCUCACGUCGGUGAAGUCCAACUCCGACCUCCAGAGGCUACUAAUGGAAAUAAAGAGCAAGGCCGUCGUCGUGAUCGAGGACAUCGACUGCUCGCUCGACCUCACCGGGGCGCGCGAGAAGAAGAAGCGGGCGGCGGACGACACCAAGAACGGCGCGUCCACGUCAUCAUCGGCCGCGGAAGCGGACACCGCCGGCAGCAAGGUGACGCUGUCCGGCCUCCUCAACGUCGUCGACGGGCUGCUAUCGGCAUGCGGGGAAGAGCAGGUCAUCGUGUUCACCACGAACCACGUCGAGGAGCUGGACCGGGCGCUCAUCAGGAGGGGCCGCAUGGACAAGCACAUCAAGAUGCCCUACUGCGGCUUCGAGGCUUUCAGGUUCCUGGCCGAGAGGGAGCUCGGCGUGGGGUCGCACGAGCUGUUCGGCGCCGUGAGAGCGCUGCUGGGGGAGGUGGACAUGACGCCGGCGGACGUAAUCGAGGAGCUGACGCCCAAGAGCAAGGACGACGACGCGGACUCGUGCCUUGCUGCCUUGGUGAAGGCGUUGGAGAAGGCCAAGGAGGAGAAGGCGAAUCGAGGAUCCAGUGCCUGAUCUCGUUGGGCUCUGUCUCGCGCGUGUUGCUAUGCAUGCUUAUAAAUUAUACUAAAAGACCGGAAAAAAUAAAAAUAGCAUUCCAUCCGGUGUCGCCAAAGCUUUUGUUUGCUUUAUUAUUACGUGUUCAUCGUCGGACUCUUAGCUCCGUGGGUGAUCGUGUGACUAAUGUGUCUGGCCAGUCAAACCCUGACCUGAUCCGACAUAGGAAAGGGACAGAGAGUAGAGGUAAUCGCCAAUGAUGGAGAGGGCCGGGCCGGAGCGUCAGAGGCAGAGGUCUGAGUCAGAUUCAGAUAUCUUGGCUCUUCUUGUCUGUACCAAUUUAUUGUUUCUCGCUCAGUUUCAAUAUAUGCGAACGUUUAAGUAAAA